Molecule: messenger RNA, 2778 nt
Organism: Acanthosepion pharaonis
Lineage: Eukaryota; Metazoa; Mollusca; Cephalopoda; Sepiida; Sepiidae
Source: the annotation of a GenBank genome assembly
AUGAUGGAUGAUGAAGAGGGGAUUAUAUCAUUCCAGGCUUUUAAUAAUCCAGCCUCAAAUAAAAAGACUUAUGGAUCUACCAAUUUAAUGGAUACAUUGGAAGAUCUUCCACCAGGAAUAGGACAAUAUGAUGAUUUCCACACUAUUGACUGGUUGCGAGACAUCGCACGUGACCGCAUGCGACAUCGUAAUAUCAUCAAAAAGAAAUCCGAAGGUAUUUGGGAAAAAAUCAAAAGUGCCCAUGACGCCUGGUCUGGAUGGGUGUGUGUACUGCUUGUUGGUAUUGCUGCUGGCCUAUCAGCUGGCUUCAUCGAUAUUGGCACCACGUGGAUGUCUGACCUGAAGGAAGGCAUUUGUCUUGAUGCCUUUUGGUUAAACAGAGAACAGUGCUGCUGGUUAGCCAAUGAUACAACAUUUGAUGAAGCAGCUAACUGCUCACAGUGGUACACUUAUUCCAAACUAUUUGGAAUCACAAACAGUCAGGGAGCCGGCUCCUACAUAGUUGAAUAUAUUCUUUAUAUAAUUGUUGCAUUGUUUAUGGCAGGAUUUGCAGCCAUGUUAGUACGGGUGUUUGCACCUUAUGCUUGUGGUUCUGGUAUUCCUGAGAUUAAAACCAUUUUAAGUGGUUUCAUCAUCCGCGGUUAUUUAGGCAAGUGGACAUUGAUGAUCAAAUCUGUGGGUAUGAUGCUGGGCGUCUCGGCUGGACUCAGCCUUGGAAAAGAAGGACCUUUUGUCCAUGUAGCUUGUUGCUGUGGCAACAUUUUUUCCUACUUGUUUCCUAAAUAUGGCAAAAAUGAAGCCAAGAAAAGAGAAAUUCUCUCUGCUGCUGCCGCUGCUGGUGUGAGUGUAGCUUUUGGAGCACCUGUUGGUGGCGUCCUCUUCAGCUUAGAAGAGUUGAGUUACUAUUUCCCUCUGAAGACAAUGUGGCGUUCAUUCUUCUGUGCUUUGGCAGCUGCAUUUGUUUUGCGUUCAAUGAAUCCCUUUGGAAAUGACCAUUUGGUCAUGUUUUAUAUUGACUAUAAUGAACCCUGGUACCUACAAGAGUUGGCAGCAUUCAUUUUGAUUGGUGCCUUAGGAGGCCUCUAUGGAACCUUCUUCAAAAAACUCAAUAUCAUGUGGUGUAGGUACAGGAAAACUUCCAAUCUUGGCAAAUAUCCUAUUGUUGAGGUCCUUGUUAUUACUUUCAUUACAGCUCUUCUCAGUUUUCCAAAUCAGUAUACCAGAAUGAAUUCCAGCGAAUUAAUCCGUCUUCUUGUUAAUCGUUGUGGUCCAGAAGAUUACCGAGAAUUGUGUGAUUACAAUCGUAGUAUUACCAAUGUGAAUGUCUAUGGUGGAAGUGCCGUCGCUGGGGAUGGUGUCAUCCGUGCAGUGUGGCAGUUAGUUUUAGCGUUUCUUUUUAAAGGAAUUAUUACUGUCUUUACAUUCGGUUUGAAGGUUCCCUGUGGUCUGUUCAUCCCCAGCAUGGCUGUUGGUGCUAUUAUGGGACGUAUCGUUGGUAUUGGCGUAGAGCAGUUGGUUGUGGCUUAUCGUGAUUCCUGGUUUUUCUCCAAUAUGUGCACUGCUCAAGAAAUGUGUACUGUAACCCCUGGUUUGUAUGCCAUGGUUGGUGCUGCUGCAGUUUUGGGAGGUGUUACAAGGAUGACAGUGUCUUUGGUUGUGGUGAUGUUUGAGUUAACGGGUGGAUUAUUAUAUAUUGUACCCAUGAUGGCUGCAGUAAUGACCAGUAAAUGGGUUGGCGAUGCACUGGGUCGAGAAGGAAUUUAUGAUGCUCAUAUACGACUGAAUGGUUAUCCAUAUUUAGACAGCAAAGAAGAGUUCACACAUACAACAAUGGCAGCAGAUGUCAUGCGACCACGACGCAAUGAUCCGCCACUCUGUGUUAUAACUCAGGAUUCUAUGACUGUGGAAGAAAUAGAAUGUAUCCUCCGAGAAACAGAGCACAAUGGCUUCCCUGUAGUUGUGUCAAGGGAGUCACAAUAUUUGGUUGGAUUUGUGUUGCGCAGAGAUUUGAAUAUUGCUAUAACUAAUGCCCGCAAAAUUCAAGAUGGAAUUGUUAGCAAUUCUCUUGUUUAUUUCACAUCCCAUACUCCCCCACCUAGCCAGGGAGUCAUGGCACCAGCCCCACUGAAAUUAAGAAGAAUCUUAGACAUGGCCCCAAUCACGAUCACUGAUCAAACCCCCAUGGAAACAGUAGUGGAGAUGUUCCGUAAAUUAGGACUCAGACAGACACUUGUUACUCAUAAUGGGAGACUCCUGGGCAUCAUCACCAAGAAGGAUGUCCUCAGGCAUAUUGCACAUUUCAUUCCCUUCUUUUACAACUGCAAUGAAGAUCAUAUCUUUUUGGCAACUCUCUCUCCCCCUCUCUAUCUUCUGAACUCUCUCCCAAACUCUCUCUCUUUCUCUCUCUCCCAAACUCUCUUCAGAACUGUCUCUCCCAAACUCUCUUCAGAACUGUCUCUCCCAAACUCUCUUCAGAACUGUCUCUCCCAAACUCUCUUCAGAACUGUCUCUCCCAAACUCUCUUCAGAACUGUCUCUCCCAAACUCUCUUCAGAACUGUCUCUCCCAAACUCUCUUCAGAACUGUCUCUCCCAAACUCUCUCUCCGGAGCUCCCAAACUCUCUCUCUCUCUCUCUCUCUUUGGAACUCUCUCUCAAACUCUCUCUCUCUCUCUCAAACUCUCCCCCCCCUCUCUCUCUCUCUCUGGAAUUCUGGAACUCUCCCUCUCUCUUUGGAACUCUCCCUCUCUCUACUUAUUUAUGCCAAAAUCUGUUUAUGA